This is a messenger RNA of Ictidomys tridecemlineatus (thirteen-lined ground squirrel), 1516 nucleotides long. RefSeq lists its product as uncharacterized. Lineage: Eukaryota; Metazoa; Chordata; Mammalia; Rodentia; Sciuridae. The record is from RefSeq and is a predicted model, not a curated record.
AACCCCGCGAGCGCGCUCGGGCGCGCGCGCCCUCCGGCUGCACGCGCCCGCACACGCAUGCUCCCCGAGCUCCCACGCGCGCGAUCGUACUCGGGCUGCCGCCCACUCAGCUGCGUGUCCCGGGUGCGCGAGCUCCGAGCGGCUGCGCGGCACUCUUGGAGGUAGCUGCUGGCGCUGGAAUAAGCUUUCGGAGGAUUCUCGGAUGCUGCGGCGCGGGGCGCGUCGCCCCCCUCAGUCCACCAGAGCCCGGAUACCUCAGAAAUUCGGCUCUGGGUCUGUGGGGAGCGAAAUGCAACCCAAACCCCCUUUUUUUCCGAACCCCGCGCAAAAAAAAAAAAAAACACGCAUAAGCACGCACACAGACGUCGCCACGGUCCCUGCGCGCCUCGGCAAGUCCUGGCCGCUGGCGGCGAGGGAAGAGCCGGGGCCCGAGAGGGGUCGCUGCCUGCGCCUCGCAGCCCGGGGGGCGGCCGCUGGGCAUCACCGCUCACAGGUGCGACGUAAGUGCCUGGCGUCACCGGCCCGACUCAACGGCCGGCCAGGGCCUGCCUCUCCGCGGCCCCGGCCGGGCUGGAGCGGCCGCGGGAGAGACCUGACUCUGCUCUCUCCGCUCUGCGUGCGGUUCCUGCAGCCCUUUCGCCUUCAGCGGCUCGCGAGGUCGCGCGCUGGCACCACUCUGCAGCCUCGGCCGGGCCCAGCGGCCAAUCCAGGGCCCGGGGAGAGCGGCCCGGACAGCGGAGCGGAGGGAGGCCACAGCCAGGCGAGGCCUUCGGUCCUGGCGGACACCCCCGUGGCCGGAGCGCGACAGUGGCCAGGAGAGAGGGGCGAGAAAACCCGUCGUUGUGCGGUUUCUGUCCCGCUCCGAGAGCUUCGAAAUCCGCACGCCCCGGAAUCCCGAGCGGGAUCCUGUCAAAAACAUAGAUUUGUGGGCGCCCCUCUGGGACUCCAGUUGAGAGGAGCUGAGGCGGGGAACCCGCAUUUUGGAUGAAACCGCCCUCCCGCUCCGUGAUUGUAGCGUCCGCCGGUCUCCGAGGCCCACUGUGCCCCUCUGCUCCUCCGGGUCAGGAAUUACUACUCACUUGUACCGGUUUUUCGGACUCGAGCUUUGCCCAAGGUUAAGAUUCCACCUCCCUAAAGGCGAAUAAAACAAGGAACGAAUGGAGAUUUGAAAACUCAUUGCCACAAUGAAACAGGCUAUUUAUGCAAAAGAUUUUUAAAAAUCCAAAAUUAUCAAAGAGAGAAAAGGUACAGGGAGAAGUAAACAUCUUUGUUAUUCCUACAUCCAACCUUGCUGCACGAGCCGUUAGUAAUAACGUUUUCUUGGAAGUAGAGUCAUAUUUAUUUCAGGCACAUGUCCGCUCUUUUUGUAUGUAUGGUCAUUCUGCUGGUCGUUAUUGAUAUAUGUGACAUGCGUCCUUAAAGCAUUUAAUAGUUAGACUAUACUUAUUUCACUUAAUACAUGUAGGGCUGCCUUGUUCUUUGUGCAUCAUAAAGAUUUAAGUCAUUAAUACUUGAA